ACCAGGACCACACUUGAAUCAGAUUUGACCCUCAUCAUCAACGAAUUUAGACACACAUAUCGCUUUCUUUUGACGCAACGUCGAGCUUCCAACUUCACCGCACCUUCUGCCUCACCAAUCGCGCCACAUCAAUUCUACUGCCAAUUGCGGCCGAACUGGGAGGAGAAGCCAGUUCCACCACCCACCACUGAGCUCCAUGUAUUCCACGCUUUACAAUUAUCUCAAGUUUGUCCACAGCCUAGACUGUGGGACAAAAGCUCGCAGACGCGAAUAUUAGCUACAUAGCACAAGAGCUGUGACUCUAUAUUGGUUUGCAUAGCCGACUUCUCUAGUUGGCUCUGACUGUUUAUUGUGGUGCCACCUUUUCGCAGCACCAUCACCCCGCUAUGGGUACUGAACCAGGGCCAAAUGCCAAUGCUGCCUCGAGCCAUUCACCAUCGGCAACGAGCCCUUCCUCUGAAGCAACCAGGAAGAACUGCAUCGGCGCCCAAGCGGCUGAUAAUGCCAAGCCAAGUCGUCUCCCACUGCCACGGCAAACGUCAACUAUCAAGGCAGCCGACGUGCGCGCAAGAUUUCGGGAAGAUGUAUAUGGCCAUCAUGAGCAUACCAUUCAUAGUUACAGGAACCGUGGAAAGUCUUUCAAGAUGACCCGCCAUCUCAAAGAGCAGCAGAUACGGCACGUGGCAUCAAACUGGUUCAAAAGGCUGCGAAAGGAGACAGCAGAUCCUGCUGUUGCGCAAAACAUAUCCGGUCCGGCUCACGUCCUCGCCCGUAAAUACGGUAAAUGCGGCGAUGUGCUAGGAUGGGGUGCCUUUGGUACGGUCCGCGUUUCAUACAAGAUCGACGAGAAGAAUCCAAGUAGCACGCAAGUCUUUGCAGUAAAAGAGCACAAGCAGCUUGAAGGAGAAUCAGAGGAAAAGUACCACAGGCGCGUAGUUUCAGAAUUCUACAUUUCAUCGUCGCUACAUCACCAAAACAUCCUCGCUACUUUGGAUCUUCUGCAGGACGACAAGGGCGUGGAAUGCCAGAUUAUGGAGUACUUUCCAGGCGAGGAAUUGCACUCAGUUGUCCUGCAUGCUGGUGCCCUCGAAGAAACAGAAGCUGAUUGUUUCUUUAAGCAGUUGAUACAAGGACUAGUGUAUAUGCACGAAAUGGGCGUGGCGCAUCGCGACCUCAAGCCUGAGAACAUCCUCCUUACUACGAGUGGGUUAGUCAAGAUCAUCGACUUUGGGAAUGCCGAAUGUUUCCGUGCAGCCUGGGAGACAGAAGCACGCAUGAGUUCUGGAAUCUGCGGCUCUUUGCCGUAUAUCGCUCCAGAGGAGUUUACACUCAAGGAAUUCGACCCCCGCCCUCUAGACGUGUGGGCUUGCGGUAUGAUCUACAUGGCCAUGCGAACUGGGGAGAAUCAGUGGCGCGCUGCACGACCGGAUGAAGAUGCAGAAUAUCAGCAAUACGUCGAAAGUCGCAAGACAGAAGCUGGCUACGAGCCGAUUGAAUGUCUGAGACGUCGCCAAUGCCGCAAUGUUGUUUACUCUAUCCUCGAACCUAGUCCCAUACGCCGUUUGACAGCCCACCAAAUUCGAUCGUCUGAAUGGGUUCAGCAGAUUCCGCUUUGCUGUGCAGACACGACAGACGACUAAACGUCGACGCAGCUGACUUGUUGCUGUCGCUUUUACUCGUUUGUGCGUUUUUUUCGAAUCAUGUAAACCAAAUUGAACCAAUGAUUAGAAAUUCUGUUAGUCGUUAUCAAAGCCAUACUAAGUAACAACUAUCUUACCCACAUACACUCAUUUGUUAAUUAAGCUGAGGCCACUGUUUCUAAGCAUUCCACCAAACUUAAACAGAAGAAUCUAAAAUACAAAUCAGCAA
Bipolaris sorokiniana ND90Pr is the source of this 1869-nucleotide messenger RNA. RefSeq lists its product as uncharacterized. Gene Ontology annotation, molecular function: ATP binding; protein serine/threonine kinase activity. The record is from RefSeq and is a predicted model, not a curated record. The coding region runs from base 387 to 1640 and encodes 417 amino acids. Gene Ontology annotation, biological process: protein phosphorylation; intracellular monoatomic cation homeostasis; intracellular signal transduction. The transcript is spliced from 3 exons. Lineage: Eukaryota; Fungi; Ascomycota; Dothideomycetes; Pleosporales; Pleosporaceae.